Molecule: messenger RNA, 1968 nt
Organism: Diabrotica virgifera virgifera (western corn rootworm)
Lineage: Eukaryota; Metazoa; Arthropoda; Insecta; Coleoptera; Chrysomelidae
Product: zinc finger protein 664-like
Exons: 3
Coding region: 241-1791 (516 amino acids)
Biological process (GO): regulation of transcription by RNA polymerase II
Molecular function (GO): RNA polymerase II cis-regulatory region sequence-specific DNA binding; DNA-binding transcription factor activity
Source: RefSeq, a predicted model, not a curated record
UUGACAAAUUAUAAUGACACUCAGACUCAGUGAUAUAGAAGAAAUCUUCACUCCAGGUGCAUGGCGACAUCUCAAAAAACGUAUCAUUACUAAAAAUGACAUUUAGUUUAGUAUGACCUUGAGAUACCUGCGUGAAACAUAGAGAGUUAAAAGUGAUCUGUGGUUUGAGCCAGUCUUUUUUGGAUGUAAAAUUAUUUUGGAAUACAUAAAAUCAAGUAUAAUCAUUUAAUCAUUAAUCAAAUGGAAGUCAAACAAGAAAUUAGCGAUGAAAUUUCUAAAGUAGAAAUAGAGUAUAAUGAUUUGGAUGAUGCCCUUUUGGAUGGUUUUAAAUGUGAAAUUGAGGAGGAGUCCAAUAGGCAAAGUAAUACCACAGAGAAUACUAAUGACACUUAUGAUUCUGAAGACUUAAAGAAAUAUUCCAUAAAAACUGAAGUAGAACAACAUGGAAAUGAACUUAAACGAUUUGAAGAAAAUCAAAAAAUUGAAGGUUUAUAUCUCCAAGAUGAAAACAAAAUGGAAAUCAUGGAGAAACUCAUCCAAGAUUCAUCUUACAAAGGAAAUGACAUGAUUCUCCACACUGAAGAAAAAACACUAAAUAAAAAAAUGAAAGUUGUGAGUGGAAAAGGACGUUAUAAAUGUUUACAUCUCCAAGAUGAAAACAAAACGGAAAUCAUGGAGAAACUCAUCCAAGAUUCAUCUUACAAAGGAAAUGACAUGAUUCUCCACACUGAAGAAAAAACACUAAAUAAAAAAAUGAAAGUUGUGAGUGGAAAAAGACGUUAUAAAUGUGAGAUUUGUUUUAAGCAAUGUGGUCAAGCAAGUGAUUUGAGAAAACAUUUGAGAAUACACACUGGAGAGAAACCAUACAAGUGCGAAAUUUGUUUUAAGCAAUUUACUACAACAAGUGAUUUGAAAAAACACAAUAGAGUGCACACUGGAGAAAAACUUUACAAGUGUGAAAUUUGUUUAAAACGAUGUAUUACUUCAAGAGAUUUGACAAGACAUUUAAGAGUGCACACUGGGGAAAAACCAUACAAGUGCGAGAUUUGUUUUAAGCAAUUUGCUGCAAAAUGUAGUUUGAAAGCUCAUUUGAGAAUGCACACUGGAGAAAAUCCCCACAAGUGUGAAAUUUGUUUAAAACAGUGCAUUACUGCAAGUGAUUUGACAAUACAUUUGAGAGUGCACACUGGAGAAAAACCGUACAAGUGUGAGAUUUGUUUUAAACAAUAUAGUCAAGCAAGUCAUUUGAAAAUACAUUGGAGAGUGCACACUGGGGAAAAACCUGAAAAGUGUGAAAUUUGUUUUAAGCAGUUUUCUCAAAAAAAUAGUUUGAACGCUCAUUUAAGAACGCAUAGUGGAGAAAAACCUCAUAAGUGUGAAAUUUGUUUUACACAAUUUAGUCGAGCAGGUGCAUUGAAACAACAUUCACGAGUGCACAGUGGGGAAAAACCUUACAAGUGUGAGAUUUGUUUUCAACAAUUUAGUCAAGCAGCUUCUUUGACAGCACAUUUGAGAGUGCACACUGGGGAAAAACCGUACAAGUGUGAAAUUUGUUUUAAGCAGUUUUCUCGAACACAUAUGUUGAAAAAACAUUUGAGAGUGCAUACUGGGGAAAAACCUCAUAAGUGUGAAAUAUGUUUUAAGCAAUUUACUCAAGCAAAUGAUCUGAAAAUACAUUUGAGAGUGCACACUGGAGAGAAACCUUACCAGUGCGAAAUUUGUUUAAGGCAGUUUUCUCAGAAAAUUCAUUUGAGUAGACAUUUGAGAUUGCACACUGGAGAAAAUACUUAAAAGUCCCAAAUUAGUUUAGGGUCAUGUGUUCAACAAUGAACCACUCAAAAUUUAAAAUUGUCUACAUCAGCCCCCUUUUAACCUAGAAGCACGAAAUUGUAGGAGUAUAAGAAACACAUAUUAGUAAUAUAUUACACAUAAUUUGGUUAUCAAUAAAGAUUAAUGUUUUUGAGUUAA